Messenger RNA from Purpureocillium lilacinum, 4119 nucleotides. RefSeq names its product SNF1-interacting protein. Gene Ontology annotation, molecular function: protein binding. Gene Ontology annotation, cellular component: endoplasmic reticulum; cytoplasm; plasma membrane. Lineage: Eukaryota; Fungi; Ascomycota; Sordariomycetes; Hypocreales; Ophiocordycipitaceae. The record is from RefSeq and is a predicted model, not a curated record.
AUGUCUAAGGCAGCCGGCGCCCAGGUCGUCGCACAGCGGCCGAUGGACCGCGGCAUCCCCGUUGGCCUCAACGAGGCGGCGCUCGACUCGCCCACGUUCCGCGCCUCCGCCGCGCACUUUGCCGAGCAGAUCGACGCCCUCGAGAAAUGGCUCAACGGAUACGUUUCCUCGACGUCGCGAUUGGUCCACGAUAUCCUGACGCUGGAGGAGUCGAUCAACACCUUUCUGGCCAAGACGAUGCCGUCCGCCGCGGACGGCAUUAUCGAGAACGACUAUGCGUUUCUUGCCUUGAAGCGGGUCGGCGACGGCCAGCGGGAGUGUUGGAUGCAGACACUGAGCACCAUGAAGAAAAUGGACGCCAUCGUCAUCGAGCCCAUCCGCGCGUUCCUCAGCGGCGACUUGCGCAACUUCAAAGAAAUUCGGCGCAUAAUGGAGAGCACCCAGAGGGCAUACGACGCGACCCUGGCGCGGUACGUCGGCCAGUCCAAGACCAAGGAGCCCUCUUCACUGAGAGAGGACGCCUUCUCUGUGUACGAAAACCGCAAGGUCUACAUCCAGGCGUCCAUGGACUAUUGCCAGCUGGCGCCACAGCUGCGUUUCACCAUGGACAAGCUCCUCGUCAAGGUCUGCACAGAGAUGUGGAAGGAGAUGAAGCGAGCAACAGAUGCCGCGUCCAACGCCACACGGUGGACGCGGGAGAUGGACCGCGUCCGUGGCUGGGCCAAGGAGAUGGAGCUAUCCGAGGGCGUCUUCAAGCGGGAACUGCAGAAUGCGAGAAGGGAGCUCGGCGAAACCACCUUCGAGGAGUUCAAACCGUCUCGCGAGCUAGAGGACUACAGCACGUCCACAGUGCCUUAUCUAGGCUCUCGUGGGCCGGUGAACAUGCGCGUCAAGGACCAGACUGCCGUCAUAUCGGAAAAGCAGGGCUGGCUCUUCCUGCGAAUGAUUACUGGCAAGCCGGUGCGCUACAGCUGGGUCCGCAGGUGGUACUACUGCCGCGAAGGCGUCUUCGGCUGGCUCACCCCCGGGCCCCAAGGCGUUCUCCAAGGCGACGAGAUUGGUGUCCUGCUGUGCAACGCCAAGCCGGCGGUGGGCGAGGACAGGCGCUUCUGCUUCGAGGUCAAGACGAAGAAUCAAACCAUGAUGCUGCAGGCGGAGACGCAAAGGGAGCUCAUUGAAUGGAUGGAGGUCUUCGAGGUCACCAAGAAGAAGGCGUUCGAGGCGAGCAUGACGCGCGACUCUAACCCGCUGUCUGGCUCUGUCGACCCUGCCUUUUCUAUAUCGCCCCCGAGUGCCCCCGAAUUUUCGGCCAAGGCGAUUGACAACCCAGUCGGCAUCCCCGAUGAUGCUGGACCUGGAUUCGAGCGCUCGGCGACACUCGGAGUCCCCAGUCAGGAGGGUUCGCGGCAAAGCAUGGAUGCUAAUAGCACCCUCAACCGGCGUUCAUUCACCGCACUAGGGAAGGACCUGGCGACGAGAGAGGAGGGCGAGAGUGGCCGCGAGCAUGCGGCGAGAAUCAUCCAGAAGCUCGACCUUCACCGCAAAAGCACGUUCGGUGCAGGUGUCGAACCUGGCCCUGCGACACCAGCAAACCCGGCCGGUGGCAUCGCAAGCCUCAUAUCGGCCAGCCACAACCUCUUGCCCGUCCAUCCUAGCCUCACAAGCGCCACAUCGAAGCAAUCUAGUGGAUUCACCCUCACCCUUGACAAUGUACCGGGCUCCCUCGCUCCGCCCACUCUGGCUAGACCGCCUACGAUGACGAACCUCAGCCGGACUGCUGUGGUUGUGGCCGGAGAGCGGGGCUCCAUCACCAGCAGCCGCAAGCUCCCGACGUCAAUCGUGGCCAAUUUCUGGGGGAGUAACGUAUGGGCAACCAUGAACGCCCCCGAGCAGCCGGUACUUCCACGAUUGGACGAUGACGACCCCAUCGGCGUGGUGGUGCCCGAAAGUUCGCAGACAUCACUAGGCAAGGCCGCGGAGGAGCAAGCCGACAGGCCGUUUCCUAGAAACUAUCCGCCGGAGCUUAGAGCACAGAAUGCGCAGUUUCGACUUCUCUUCCCCGACGCACCUCCCGGAGAGAGGUUGGUGCUUGUCUUUCGAGCCGCGUGGACAAGCUCCGUGGAGCGAGACUCACCCAGCGAGACACUCUCAGGCGAGGGCAGAAUCUUUGUCACGCCAGACAACAUGUACUUUUAUAGCCAGCAAAUGGGGCUUGUAACGGCGUACAGCAUACACCUGGAUAUCAUCACUGAGGUCACGACGGCCGCCGGAAAGGACUGCGAUUUCAUCUUCCUGCACCUUGGCCAGGAUACGAACGGGACGGGUUACACACGCAUAACGCUCAAGGUGUUCUUGGACGACCUCCACUUAUUGCAUACGCGGCUCAACUUCCUGAUCGACAACUUGCAAGCUGAAGAGCCUCUGAACACAGAAGGCCUCAUCUCGGCCCUGGUCAGUGUCGACAGAGACGAGUUCGACAAGCCGAGCCCAAGCGCCGACAGCUGGGAGGAGGUGUCUUCAACGACGCCCAUAGACGAUGGGACAUCAUUUGGCAGACCCGUGGGGCGACACCACAGCCAUCAUCACCACCACAGCUUCAACCUUGGGCACCAUGUACACGUAGGGACGUCUAAGACUCGCCUUAAGCUCCCACAGAAGCUCCAUCUUCCUUCGCAGCCCGUCGAGUAUGAACCAGAGGGCAUGGCAGAAAUGGCUGCCGACCGGCACUUCGAGAUCAGCGCGAAAGCGUGCUUCCACGUGCUGUUCGGGGAUAAAAGCUUUGUCUUCCCGAAGCUGUACUUUGAGCGCAGGGCGCAGCAGAUUGCACAGGGCCCGUGGGUGCUGGUAGACCAGGGACGCAUGCGCCGGGACUUCCACUUCAAGGUCGACUACAUGGACAUGCUCGGCCGAUCCAAGUCCGAAGACGUGGAGGACUACCAGACAAUUGAUGUCUACAGCGACCAUGUCACGUAUGUGGUGACGCACAUGAAGACAGCCUGGCAUCUGCCACAUUCGCGAAGCUUCAAGGUGGUGACCAAGAUUGUCAUCACGCACGUGGCCAAGUCGAAGUGCAAGCUCGCAAUCUUCGUCGGGAUCGACUGGUCCAAGGCGCCCGCGCUGUCCAAGAACCUGGUUGAACGUCAGGCGCUGCACGACGCCGCCAACGACGCAGAGGAGCUGGCAGAGCUGGCCACAGAUCAGGUCCGGAAGCUUGGCCCGCGAAGCCGUACCAACCGGGCCAUCCAGGUGUACGGCCAUGUCGGACAGCAGACUCAGGUCGUGCUGUUCUCACCGGCCGCGACGGAUUCUUCCAAGAAGCAGGCAAUCUCGCCGCGGACGCUGACGGCAAUGCUUCUCGAGACUGUCAGGUCGUUCGCGGAGAGUGCGGUUUCGUCGCUCAUCAUGUGGGCAUUUGCGGCGCUGAAGAAGCUGUUUGGUGUCAUAUCAGCGCAACGUGUCAUUCUUCUGUUGCUUGGAUUCAGCGCACUAACCAACGUGCUGCUGACAUCGACAGAGUCCUCGACGUGGUGGAAGGAAAGGAGCGCGGCGAGGUUCAUGCGGAGAAUAGGAGUGAAGCCGAACCCCGUGAUGAGCAGGGCGAUAUAUUUUGCGGACCUGGACCGGGCUUCAGGGGCAGCGGGCAACGAGCUGACCUUCCCAGCCAACAGUACGUGCUUUGAGACAUACAAAGAGCUCCUGGACGCAACGGACAUGGACGCGCCCUGGGAGGACGCGGGCUCGACAUUGACGUCGUCGUCGAGCCGCGCAACAGCGCGGCGGCUACGGCGGACGCGGCAGAGACUCGGGUCCUACCGACACGACUUGCUGGUGGCCAUGCGCGUGGUCAACAGCAUCGAGAGGGAGAUGCUGCAGUCGGAAUGGGAGAACUGGCUCAUCAACGAGAAGUCACUCUGCGACGGCCUGGACUCGCUCCUCGAGAAGGGCGGACCCAAAGGCGCCGACAAGGCGGCGCGGGACGAGUCAUCGACGCAGAAGGUGCUGGGCUCUCUGGACAGGAGCAAGAAGAAGGUGCUUGAGGAUUGGAGAAGAGGCCAUUGCGGGAGCUGCCGGAAGGACCUGGCCGCGGUGAUGAAGGAGAGGAUGGUCAACCACUUGUGA